CAGCUACACGGCUAGGUUAGGGAGGGAUCGUCAGGAAAGUUGUACUCCAAACAGCUGUGUGAAAGCCGGUAGAGUAAUUUUUUAGCUGUCAUGACUGUAAGUAUAGUGACAAUGAAGUCGCUGGCAUGGCUGGGCAUAAUGUUAGUUGCUGGUUUGCUUCUUGCUGCUGUUGAUGUCAGCAUUGCUAAGCCAGCACAUCCACACAUCAUACUGAUCGUGGCCGAUGACUUGGGUUGGGAUGACGUGAGUUUUCACGGCUCUACUGAGAUUCCAACACCCAACAUUGACCAGCUUGCUCAAGAUGGCGUCAUAUUGCAUAAUUACUACGUCAUGCCACUCUGCACUCCAACGCGGUCUGCACUCAUGACAGGGAGACAUCCUAUACAUCUAGGAUUACAGCAUAAUACCAUCGGCGGUGCCCAGCCUUACGGACUCGGUCUCAAUGAAACGUUAAUAUCUCAGCUUCUCAAACAUCAGGGAUAUCAGACCCACAUUGUUGGGAAGUGGCAUCUUGGGAUGUUUGCCAAGGAGUAUCUGCCUCUCAACCGAGGUUUUGACAGCCAUUUUGGUUAUCUGCUCGGGCAUGAGGACUACUUGGACCACACUGCACAAGAUGGUCCGUUAUAUUGGGGUUAUGACUUCCAAAAUAACAGUCAGAUUUAUAAGCCCAUAUUUGGGCAAUACGGCACAGAGAUUCUUACAGCAGAGGUCAAAAGGGUCAUCACAAGUCAUGAUCCUUCACAGCCUCUGUUUCUGUAUGUAGCCCAGCAAGCUGUUCACGCUGGUAAUUCGGACCAUCCACUGCAGGCUCCAGAAAAUUACGUUCAACGCUUCCCUUAUAUCACAAACGAAAAGAGACGGAUCUUCGCAGGCAUGGUCUCUGCACUUGACGACUCUAUUGGCAGCAUCAUCAUGUAUCUCAACGAAGCAGGACUGUACAAAGACUCGGUCAUCAUCUUCACCACUGACAACGGGGGCGCUGGUCACGGCUACGAUGGCAGCGUGGGGUGUAACUGGCCACUACGUGGCAUGAAAUCCACUCCCUGGGAGGGCGGAGUUAGAGGAGUGGGCUUCGUCAAUAGCCCCAUGCUGGAGAAACCGAGGCGUGUGUCAGCUGACUUGAUCCACGUCUCUGAUUGGUUCCCUACAAUGUAUAGGAUUGCUGGUGGCAAUGUCAGUGCCCUGGGAGAUGACAUUUAUGGACAGGACGUCUGGGACACAGUGUCUAAGGGUGCUCCAUCACCAAGGAAUGAGAUUCUUCUAAAUAUAGACCCUCUUGCACCGUAUGCUGCACUGCGUGUUGGCGACUACAAGAUCGUCAUUGGUGACAGCGACCAUGGAAUAUGGGAUAACUGGUACCCACCACUGGGAGUAUCAAGAGAAAAUCAAGAAAAGAAUGAACAAGGUCUCAACAGUUUAACGGAUCGUAGCGUCCUCCCCCCAGUUGUAAGCUGUCUCUUGCCCCGCCCAUCAAACGCUUCCACUAACUGCAAGCCUUUUGAGAAGCCCUGUCUGUUCAACAUCAAGAACGAUCCUUGUGAGUUCUACAACAUAGCCGACUGGAACCAAGAUAUUCUGUCAGAGAUGAUUACACGCUUAAAUCAAUUCAACGCCACUGCCGUGCCACCGAAAAAUGUUCCCAACGAUCCUAAAGGCAAUCCAAAACUUCAUGGUGGGAACUGGGUUCCUUGGAUUAAUCUGACAAAGCCUGUUUUGUAGGACCAAUCUAUUGACCACUCUCAUCAGAAAAGUACAUGUGCAAGCCUAGUAUUUGUGUCUAGGAUCAAACUAUUGACCACUCUUAUCAGAAAAGGACUAGCCUAGUAUUUGUGGCUAGGACCAAACUAUUGACCACUCUCAUCAGAAAAGGACAAGCCUAGUUUUUGUGGCUAUGAUCAAACUAUUGACCACUCUCAUCAGAAAAGGACAAGUCUAGUAUUUGUGCCUAGGAUCAAACUAUUGACCACUCUCAUCAGAAAAGGACAAGCCUAGUAAGGUGUGUAGGAUCAAACUAUUGACCAGUCUUAUCAGAAAAGGACAAGCAUAGAUAGUAAGGUGUCUAGGAUCAAACUAUUGACCACUCAGCCUCUCACCAUGCACUAAUGGGGGGAGUAUGAAUUAUUUAACUUGUCCGUAAAUAUGAAAAAAUUACAGUGCACAUAUUCGUUUUUACAUUUAACAUUUCAACAAAGAACAAUUUAAAUUUAAUUUAACUGAAAUAUAACAAUUUCUGUAUCUGUUACAUGCAUAAAUGAACCAGAACCAUUCAGUAUUUUAAUUACAAACGUAAUCAUUCAUGAAAUAGGUCCAAAUGUGAUCAUUUUUGUAUCUUAUUUUUAGAAAUAUGAACUUUGUAUCCUUUUGCACACUUUGGUGUUUUGAUAAUACUUAAAACAAUAUUUUAUUGUUUAGUACUAGCCAUUUGCAUUGAUACGUCUUAACAUGUUUCAGAGGGCUUGAAAACAUCAAUUUUAUUGCAUGCUUUGAUAAGCAUGACUUUAUAAUUGUGUAACACUUGGAAGAUCCCAUGAUGUAUUUGGAAACUGCAUUUUUAGCUGUUCCACUUUUUAGUUAUGAAAAAAUGAUGACUUGAUCAGGUAAAGUGAAUAAGUACUAAUAUUUCAGAUUUUGUUAAAAAUCUCAAUGCAAAUUUUUUAUUUUUCCAUAUUUCUAUUUGUCAAUAAAAAAUAUUUUGUUGUAAACUU
Molecule: messenger RNA, 2705 nt
Organism: Patiria miniata (bat star)
Lineage: Eukaryota; Metazoa; Echinodermata; Asteroidea; Valvatida; Asterinidae
Product: arylsulfatase I-like
Exons: 11
Coding region: 91-1719 (542 amino acids)
Source: RefSeq, a predicted model, not a curated record